Molecule: messenger RNA, 2694 nt
Organism: Hyaena hyaena (striped hyena)
Lineage: Eukaryota; Metazoa; Chordata; Mammalia; Carnivora; Hyaenidae
Gene: RIPK1
Product: receptor interacting serine/threonine kinase 1
Exons: 11
Coding region: 460-2463 (667 amino acids)
Biological process (GO): signal transduction; protein phosphorylation
Molecular function (GO): ATP binding; protein binding; JUN kinase kinase kinase activity
Source: RefSeq, a predicted model, not a curated record
GCGGACACCGGACCUAGACUCACGCAGCACGGCGGUCCUGGCGGGCCUCUGUCUCCAGGUGCGCGAGCCCGCUGUCCCGCUGGGGCGAGGGAGCCCGGGCCGCGCGGCACGACACGCGCGGACCAGUGGGGCCUACGGCGCCGGGCGCGACGAGCCACUCCGCGGCCCGGCCUCCCCGAAUCUGACGGCUCUGUCUCCGGUAACCUCCCCCCUCGUCAGGCUCGGGCGUCGGCCCCCCGGCCCGCCCCGGCGAGGCUGUCGAGACGUCGAGGUAAUUCUGGACUCUCCCACCGUUGCUUCGUCCCUCAUCCAGGCCUCGGGAAGUUUGCCGCGGAAACGAAAGUAAACUAAGUCUUGGGUGCGUCUGCGCCGAGGGAGCGACUGCCACAUCCAGGCACAGCUCUGAAGGGGGAAGAAGUGCAUUUUUGGACAUUCUGAGGAUUCACAAGGAAAGCAGACAUGUCCUUGGAUGACAUUAAGAUGAAAUCUAGCGACUUUUUGGAGCAGGGGCAUCUCGACAGCGGGGGCUUCGGGAAGGUGUCUUUGUGUUUACACAGAUCCCAUGGACUUGUAAUCCUGAAAAAGGUGUAUACGGGCCCCAAGCGCACCGAAUACAACGAGUCCCUCCUUGAGGAGGGCAGGAUGAUGCAUAGGCUGAGACAUAGUCGUGUGGUGAAGCUCCUAGGCGUCAUCUUAGAAGAAGGAAACUAUUCCCUGGUGAUGGAGUACAUGGAAAAGGGCAACCUGAUGCACGUUCUGAAAGCAGAAAUCAGUAUCCCCCUUUCUGUAAAAGGAAGGAUAAUUCUGGAAACCAUUGAAGGAAUGUGCUACUUACAUCGAGAAGGAGUAAUACACAAGGACCUAAAGCCUGAAAAUAUUCUCGUUGAUGAUGACUUUCACAUUAAGAUAGCUGACCUUGGCGUGGCUUCUUUUAAGACGUGGAGUAAACUGACUAAAGAAGAAAUUAAUGAGCAGAGGAAAAUGAAUAAUAGUGCCCCUAAGAAAAAUGGUGGAACCCUCUGCUACAUGGCCCCUGAGCAUCUGAAUGACAUCAACGCAAAGCCCUCGGAGAAGUCAGAUGUGUACAGCUUUGGCAUAGUACUUUGGGCAAUAUUUGCGAAUAAGGAGCCAUAUGAAAAUGCUAUCUGUGAGCAGCAGUUGAUAAUCUGCAUUAAAUCUGGGAACAGACCAAAUGUGGAAGACAUCAUUGAGUACUGCCCAGAGGAGAUUAUCAGCAUCAUGAAGCAAUGCUGGGAGGCAGAUCCAGAAGUUCGGCCAACAUUUGCUGGUAUUGAAGAAAAAUUUAGGCCUUUUUAUAUAGAUCAAUUAGAAGAAAAUGUAGACGAGGAUGUGACAAGUUUAAAGAAAAAGUAUCCAGACCAAAAUUCAUUAGUGAAGAGAAUGCAUUCUCUCCAGAUUGACUGUAUAGCAAUACCUCCAAGCAGGUCAAAUUCAGCCCCAGAACAGCCCAGUUCACUGCACAGUUCACAAGGACUUGGGAUGGGCCCCGUGGAGGAAUCCUGGUUUGCUCCCUCCGUAGAGUACCAGCAGGAGGAGAAUGAGCUCAGCUUAAGGAGUAAACUCCAGGAGGAAGCCAACUAUCAUCUUUUUGGCAGCCGCAUGGACAGGCAGACAAAACCAGUCAGACAGAAUGUGGCUUAUAAUAGAGAGGAGGAAAGGAGACGAAGGGUCUCCCAUGACCCUUUUGCACAGCAGAAACCUUAUGAGAAUGUUCAGAACCCAGGAGGAAAAGGUGUUCCUUAUUCCAGUGCAACCAGUCAUGGUAAUGCAGUACACCAACCAACAGGGCUAACCAGCCAACCACAAGUAGUAUACUGGAACAAUGGAUUGUAUAAUCUAUAUGGUUUUGGAACAACACCGUUGGAUCUGGGAACACCAAGUCCAAGAGUUUGGUAUGGGCCAAAUCCAAGCCAUAUGCCAAGCGUGCAUAAAACUCCAGUGCCUGAGACCAACCUACUGGGAAACACACCCACCAUCCCAUUCAGCUCCAUGCCAUCAAGAGAGGAGUCUAUAAAAUGUAACAUAUACAAUAGCGCUGGCAUUCAGGUUGGAGACCAUAAUUAUAUGGAGAUUGGUGGAAUGAGUUCAGCAGUACUGGAAGGCACCCACAUGAACUUGAAAGAAGAGCCAGCUUCUAAAUACCAAGAUAUCUUUGAUAAUACCACUAGUCUGACUGAUAAACAUCUGGACCCAGUCAGGGAAAAUCUGGGAAGGCAAUGGAAAAACUGUGCGCGUAAGCUGGGCUUCACCGAAUCUCAGAUUGAUGAAAUUGACCAUGACUAUGAGCGAGAUGGACUAAAAGAAAAGGUGUACCAGAUGCUCCAAAAGUGGCUGAUGAGGGAAGGCAAUAAGGGAGCCACAGUGGGAAAGCUGGCCUAUGCACUCUACCAGUGUGCAAGAAUAGACCUUCUGAACUAUUUGAUACACAUCAGCCAGAGCUAAUUCCAGAAUGGGCUUUGGCAGCAUGAGGUAAUCUUCUCACUUAGUAACACACUGGAAGUGUGCUGCCUCAGAACAUUCAGAAUUCUUUCCUCCCUGAUUGAGGUUCUGUGUCUGCAUAAAAAUCUCCUGCAUCCCAUAGCUGGAGCAUGGGAAAGAAAUCUACAACAAACAACCCACUAACCAGGAAGAACUAUUAAUGGCUGAGGUCCACUCCAAAAAAAAAAAAAAAAA